Pseudo-nitzschia multistriata is the source of this 1178-nucleotide messenger RNA. NCBI's taxonomy places the organism in Eukaryota, Bacillariophyta, Bacillariophyceae, Bacillariales, Bacillariaceae. The record is from the annotation of a GenBank genome assembly.
CAAAUACUUGCUCUGUACUGCGAGUUCCUGUCUUCCGAUAAUAAUCAUUUGCAACCCCCUGAUCAAGACAUCUCACACCACAAUCAAAAGGACAACGACGAUAGCUACGACAGAAAACUAACAUUCCGGUCAGACAAUAUGAAGACACAAGCUUUCAUCUUGCUUAGUAUCAUUGUGCUCCCCAAAACGUCGCUUGCAUGCCAAGUGAUUUUGAACGGGGAAGAUAAAACCAGUGACUUUUUCGUGAUCGAMAGUGCUGAUGACGACGCUUAUGUUGAUUGUGGUGACCAUUCUAAGUGUCGGGGUGCCGUGAUUUCGGAUUGUCCCGUAAUUAAGUGUUUAGGCAGCGAAUCUUGUACUGACGCUGAAAUUUCGAACUUCACAGACUCUGUUGUUUGUGAGGGAGUUCACGCAUGCCACAGAACCGAGAUGACUGCCGCUGCUUCGGGAGCAACAAUUCAUCAUGAGCAGACCGUCACGUGUAUAGGAUCCGGAGCGUGUGACGURGCACACAUUGUGGGAAAUAGUGUGGACCGAGUGUCAUGCAAUGGUUCGAAAGCCUGCCGAAAAGUUCGUAUAGAGGGACCAAAACUUGUAAAGUGUCAGAAUGGGCGUGAUGGCGCUCUCGCUUGUGACGGUUUUGCCACGUUAGAAACCAAAUGUGUCUACUGCGGUGCGAAAGGCUGCUCCGACCACAUUAACACGUGCAGAUACAAAAUUAUUGAUGAUAUUGAGAGCGACAGCAACACCAGCUAUAAAAAGUGCGUACCAGAACAGGUAGUAGGAAAUUGCUCCGAUGAAUUGAAGACGGAACUUCAACUUGAAUUGACCGGGAAAGAAGAAAUCGACACGGAUCGAGUCGGAGGUGGGUCUAGGAAAAGUAGAAGGCUCGGGGCGAGCCAUGGCAACCGUGUCUACUAGUUGUUCAUGUUUUCUGGAAAAAAAUUUCAUCGGUUUCACCAACUCGCAGCGAUUGCUGUGCGCGAAACAUCGGAUGCAAAAACUUGGGACUAGUAGAUUAAGAACGAACAAUUUUUUUUCAUCUAUGGCAAAUGCCGGUGAUUGCUCCUGUUACGCUUCUGCCAGAGCCCGAGCUUGAGGUCCAUUACACUUGAUAACAUCACGUAAUAUAGAUUAUGCUACUAUCAUAAAGUUGGAAAUGAAGUAUACGAAUUUAG